CUCAACCUCGUCGAAGCCUCCCUUGAAGACUUGCAGAAUGCAUUGGCCUCGGGGUCAUUGACCAGCGUUGAUCUGACGGCCCGCUUCCUCCGCCGCAUCAGCACAUAUGAUUGCAGAAACAUUGCCCUCAACGCUAUCCCUAUCCUGAACGAGAAUAUUUUUGAGGAGGCAGCGAGAUCGGAUGAUCGUCGUGCUUCUGGGGAGCCAGUGCGGCCCCUGGAGGGCAUCCCCUUCACUGUUAAGGACAGCUAUAAGGCUAAGGGAAUGACCGCUGCGGCGGGGUCGCCUGCGUUCAAAGAUCUUGUUGCCAAUGAAGAUGCUUUCAUAGUCAAGACAAUUCGCGACGCAGGCGCUAUUCUUGUCGGUCGCACGAAUAUGCCAGCUAUAGCUUGCGGUGGCAUGCAACGGGGCAUCUAUGGUCGCGCCGAAAAUCCAUACAACCCCGACUAUCUUGCGGCAGCCUUUGUGUCAGGGUCUUCCAACGGGUCUGCCGCCUCUACUGCUGCAUCGUUCGCUGCCUUUGGACUUGGUGCUGAGACAGUGUCAUCUGGGCGCUCGCCCGCCUCGAACAACGGCUUAGUCGCUUACACUCCCUCGAGAAGUUUCCUCUCGGUUCGGGGCAAUUGGCCCUUGUAUCCGACUUGCGACGUGCCCGUUCCACACACGCGAUCAAUAAAGGACCUGUUGGCUCUCUUGGACGUAGUCGCCGUCAAGGACCCGAUAGAGAAGGGCGAGUUUUGGCGCGAGCAAAAGUUUGUCGACAUCCAGGAGCCCUGGCAGGACAAGCCAAAAGGCUCAUUCAAGGAGAUUUCCUCCUUCAAGUCCUUGUCUGGUCUGCGAAUCGCAGUCCCCGAAAUGUUUAUCGGCGGCCCGGCACCGGAGGGUGCAAAACAAGUGGAAACAAGCCCAGCUGUUGUCGAGCUAUGGAACCAAGCACGGCAAGAUCUCGAAGCACUCGGUGCUGAAAUCGUGUUGGUUCCUGAUUUCCCUCCAAUGACGGCAUACGAGAACGAUGAACUAUUGCCGGAAGGGUGUCCUAGACGUCCAAAAGACUGGAAUGCAAUGGAGAGAGGGGCCUUAAUUGCACACGCCUGGAACGAUUUCUUGAAGGACUUCAACGACUCUACCCUUCCUGACCUUUUCGCUAUCGAUCCUUUCACUAUUUAUCCCGACUCACUUCGCACGGAACCUGAGUUGCGACAUUUCGAAACUGCCAAUGCCAUUCAAUAUCACAAGCUAGCAGAUUACCUCCGCAACACAACCUUUUUCGGAGUAGACGGCAUGGAAGAAGCCGUCAAGGCGCUAGAAGGGAUGCGUAAAGUCCUUCUCGAAGAUUGGCUCAAGGGCCUUGGCUGCGACUGCGUUGCGUUCCCUGCAGCUGGGGACGUCGGGCCAGCCAACGCGGACUCAAGCUUCGAAGGGGCAGACCUGGCGUGGAGGAAUGGCACCUAUUACAGCAACGGCAACAGGGCCAUGCGUCACUUGGGAAUUCCUUCGGUUUCGGUGCCGAUGGGACUCAUGAGCGACAAGAGGGUCCCAGUCAACUUGACAUUCGCUGGUCGAGCGUACGAUGAUGUCAAGCUACUCCAGUGGGCGAAUGCGUACGAAGUAAAAACGCACCAUCGCAUCCCUCCGCCUCACACUCCUGCUUUGGAGUCUGAUGCUAUU
Messenger RNA from Fusarium vanettenii 77-13-4, 1668 nucleotides. RefSeq lists its product as uncharacterized. The transcript has a single exon. The annotation marks the transcript as partial. The record is from RefSeq and is a predicted model, not a curated record. Lineage: Eukaryota; Fungi; Ascomycota; Sordariomycetes; Hypocreales; Nectriaceae.